AUGAAUUUUGCAAAACCAAGUAAAAAAAUAUAUGAUUUAAAUGAUUUGAAGAAUUUUCAAAACUCAAUUGCAUUUCAAAAAUUAUCAAAAGUUUUAAAUGAAAUUUUAAUAGCUGUUCAAGAUAAGAAAGUUCCAAAUGAUAUUCUUAAUCCAGAUAUAGUGACUCGAAAACAACUACCAAAUAUGGUUAUACCCUCAUUAAUUGAUGAAAAUAAAGAAUCAUUUGAGUGUAGUGAAAAUGGUAAAGUUUUAAUUGAGACAAUUGACAAAUUGAAUCAGUUAAUUGAUGAAACACCUCCAAUUGAAGGCCCUACCAGAUUUGGAAAUUUAGCAUGUAGAUUAUGGCAUGAUAAAGUAGAAACAAUACUAGAAAAAGAACUAAAAAAAUUCAAAGUAGAAGGGGUCAAUCUUGAUGAUUUUUUAAUCGAAAGUUCAUAUUAUAUUGCGUCUUCAUUUGGUUCAAAAAUUAGAUUAGAUUAUGGCACAGGUCAUGAAUUAUCAUAUUUAACAUUUAUUGGAUCAUUAUUAGAUUAUAAGGUUAUACCUUUAGAUGGAUAUGAAUUAUUAGUUUUAUUUUCAAAAUAUUAUGAUUUAAUAAGAAAACUAAUUAUAGUUUAUAAUUUAGAACCAGCUGGUAGUCAUGGAGUAUGGGGAUUAGAUGAUCAUUUCCAUUUAAUUUAUAUUAUUGGAUCAUCACAGUUUUGUAAUGAUAAAUUAGCACCAGUGGUUUCAAGAGCAUUAUCAAAUCAAACUAUAAAUACAUAUAAAUUAACAAAUUUAUACAUAAAUUCAAUUGCAUUUAUAUUUAAAAUUAAAACAGGUCCAUUUAAUGAACAUUCUCCAAUCAUAUAUGAUAUUCAUCAAAAUGUAUAUCUGUGGCAAAAAGUAAGACAAGGAUUAAUUAAAAUGUAUUUUGAUGAAGUUUUUAAAAAAUAUCCGGUUAUUCAACAUUUUUGGUUUGGUAAUGUAUUAUACCCAUGGAAAGAUGUUCAUGGGAAAGAUUUACCAGUAUAUCAAAAAGAAAUGAAAGAAGAAGAGGAACAACCGUCGUCAAAAACGACAACUAAAAUGCCAAUGCCAAUGACAAGAGCUCCAUGGGCAAGAAGAUAA
Molecule: messenger RNA, 1110 nt
Organism: Insectozyma verbasci
Lineage: Eukaryota; Fungi; Ascomycota; Pichiomycetes; Serinales; Debaryomycetaceae
Source: the annotation of a GenBank genome assembly